GACGACAACCAGAAGCGUCAAUUUGCUACUGGUCUUCUAUCGUCCUCUGUUGCCGAUCUUAGUGUACCCCAGCUUGUAGAGAUACAUUCCUGACUUGCCCCUGCAAGGGGGCUGCACAUAGCGCUGCGAACUUGGACAAGACAUGACCAUGGAGACGCUUGAUAAGGACAAGCUGCCCCAGAACUGGAGGGCACCACUUAUCAAGGUCGUCAGCAAUCAUGUUUGGCAAGUGUGCGACCGCGUGGACUUGACAGACCCAGGCAACCAUCCAAAUGGCGACGGGAGCGGGAAGUCGCCCGCGUAUGGAGCGUACGCAGGCCCGGUGGAGCAGCUGCUAAACAAUGCGUUUGAAGGCGCGCUCAAGAACUGGGAGAUAGGCCCAUUCGCUGCCUGGGUGGGCAAGACCAAGGUGUUCAACGAGCUGGACCUGCAGUGGGACUUCGCCAUCAGCCUGCCCAACCAGCACCUCACUCGGCCCCUGGGGGCGGCAGGAGCGGCAGGCGCAGGAGCAGGAGCGGCGGUGGCUGCGGCCGGGGAGGGGAGCAGCGGCGGCGCGGAGCAGGCUCUGCUACUGCCGUCGCCUUACGGCCGUGAGUGUGGCAGUAGCAGCAGCAGCGACGGCAGCGCGGGCACGGGCUACGGCUUCGGCAGUAGCGCCGGCGGCGGCCCCAUUGCCGACCCACAUGGCAACGGCUUUGGCCUGGUGUCUGCGGAGGAGGACAUUCCGGUGGAGGAGCAGUGGAGCCUGGUGGUGUGGCUCAAGCCCGGCGAGCGCGGCACGGCGGUGGACCUGCCGCGCUUCGUGGCGGUGGUGGACAAGAUGGCCUCGCCCGCCUACGCCAAGGCGGCCAGCGGCAGCUGGGACAUCUUCCUCAGCCACUUCCAGGGCAACGCCGGCAACACGGUGAUGAGCAUGAAGGCGCUGCUGGAGAGCGCCUCGCCGGGGCUGAGGUGCUGGCUGGACAAGGACGAGGACGCCACGGAGGCGGGCAUGCGGCGGGGCGUGGCGGGCAGCCGCUACUACCUGCUGUUCCUCACACAGGGUGUCCUGGCGCGGCCGUUCGUGCAGCUGGAGGCGCGGGAGGCGCUGGCGCUGGGGAAACCAGUCAUCCUGGUCCACGAGACGGACCCGCGGUUCGGCGCCGCCGCCUCCUUCAACGACUACGUGGGUGAGGCGCCGCCCGACCUGAAGCAGCUGUUCAGCAUGGCCAACUCCAUCCCCUGGUACCGCGAGGAGGAGUUCAGGAUUGUGAGCAUCAAGAAGAUCCUGCAGGCCGCUGGCCGCGCCGCCAUCUGAGGAGCCACUGGACGGCCGGGCAGCGCGCGGCUGGCGGCUGGGGCUGGCGGCUGGGGCCAGCAGGCGUGUUGGUUCGCCGGGUUGUCUAACAGGAUAGGCAGUAACCAGCACUAGCUCAGGACAAUGUAGGGAUUAGCGUCUGUAAAGGCAGUAGCGGCACUGUGAGCGAGCGAGCGAGCCAGAAUGUGCAUUUGCAUGACGGGCAUUGUGGGCCAUGGGCGCGCGCUGAAAAAAGGCGCUGCGCGAGUGCACGAGUGACCGGGCGGCGGGUGAUUGAGGCGGCAGAGGACGGGAGCGGCUUGUGGCGAUGCUGUGCGUGUUGUACGGGAGGCGAGCAGCUACGGACAGGUAGGCAGACAGACAGACGGGUGUGGGGUGCGGCGUGCUGGCGACACGGCUGUUGGGGUGGUGGCAGCGGUGGCGGCGGCCCAAGCAUGGUAAUGCGUUGUGGCGGAAGGGUUGGAAGCCGGGCAGCGCAGCGCAUGCCAUGCUGCAGGCAGAGAGCGAGAGAGAGAGAGAGAGAGAGUGUGUGUGUGUGUGUGUGUGUGUGUGUGUGUGUGUGUUAAAAAACGAAACGAAAGCCCGCCCAAUGACGCGACGGAGUUACUGUGUGUGUGUGUGUGUGUGUGUGUGUGUGUUAAAGAGCACAAGGAAAACGUUGCGCAAAGACAGUGUAUGCGAUGCAGCAAAGCGACGGUUGACGGAUGUUACCUGAAGUUACCUCGCAUACCUGCUGCGGUGAGCCGCCGGUCUUACCAACCGGAAAUCGCGCAACCCCCGCUACUCUAACCUCGAGGGGGGAUUAGUGUCCACACGCUCUCAAGGGUGCAAACCCAUGCAUGUGCUCACGGUACCGUGAGGCCCAGGCACUCCUACGAUUCCUAGCUCCGCGUCGCUACUCCUGGCCGCUAAGUCCAAGCUCCCGCCCAAACCUCGAUGAAAUUCUCACCUACGAGCGUGUGUGUGUGUGUGUGUGUGUGUGUGUGUGUGUGUGUGUGUGUGUGUGUGUGUGUGCAUCUGGCCUUGGUCCAGUGGAGAUGGGGCAUCGACGGAAGGAAGUGGUGGGGGCAGUGAAUGCGACGCGGGUGAACCGCCGAACCGGGCAAAUGCUAACGCUAUCA
Molecule: messenger RNA, 2418 nt
Organism: Chlamydomonas reinhardtii
Lineage: Eukaryota; Viridiplantae; Chlorophyta; Chlorophyceae; Chlamydomonadales; Chlamydomonadaceae
Exons: 9
Coding region: 143-1297 (384 amino acids)
Source: RefSeq, a predicted model, not a curated record